Molecule: messenger RNA, 504 nt
Organism: Hordeum vulgare subsp. vulgare (domesticated barley)
Lineage: Eukaryota; Viridiplantae; Streptophyta; Magnoliopsida; Poales; Poaceae
Product: protein NRT1/ PTR FAMILY 5.14-like
Exons: 2
Coding region: 1-504 (167 amino acids)
Source: RefSeq, a predicted model, not a curated record
AUGGGGAGUCGGCCUGGUUCCAGCGAAGAGGAGCUCCCGGUGGUGGUGGUGGCCGGCGGGGAAGCUCCGGUGACGCCGAUGGGUCGGGGCCGACCAGAUCCGUCUCGGAGGAGGGGCAACGCCCGGAUGGGUCCGCCGGAGGGGGGGGCGCCGAUGCUGUACGGAUCCGAGGUGGGGAGCUCCGGUCCGGGGAGCCGGGAGGGGUUCGCGUACUACGGCAUCUCCUCCAACCUCAUCAGCUACCUGACUGGCCCGCUCGGGGAGAGCACGGCCGCCGCCGCCGCCGUCAAUGCCUGGUCCGGCGCCGCGUCCAUGCUGCCGCUGCUCGACGCCGCCAUCGCCAACUCGUGGCUCGGCCGCUACCGCACCAUCGUCGCCUCCUCCAUGCUAUACAUCACGGUCAGCCAACUCUGCACAACACCCCCUGAUUUGUUUCCUUCAUCGACGCCAAGCACAACUUUCUUCCUUCUGCUCAAUCAACUUUUCUGUGGAUCUUUUCGGUAG